Macrosiphum euphorbiae (potato aphid) is the source of this 1653-nucleotide messenger RNA. The record is from the annotation of a GenBank genome assembly. NCBI's taxonomy places the organism in Eukaryota, Metazoa, Arthropoda, Insecta, Hemiptera, Aphididae.
AUGGCUUUACACGUUCCAAAAGCUCCGGGUUUUGCUCAAAUGUUAAAGGAUGGUGCUACGCAUCUUUCCGGUCUUGAAGAAGCAGUGUACCGAAACAUUACCGCCUGUAAACAAUUCUCUGACACCGUUAAAACCGCAUACGGCCCAAAUGGCAUGAACAAAAUAGUCAUAAAUCACAUUGACAAGAUUUUCAUCACCAACGAUGCUGCCACAAUUGUUAAGGAGCUUGAUAUUGAACACCCAGCUGCUAAAAUCAUUGUAUUUGCGUCUGAGAUGCAAGAGCAAGAAGUAGGUGAUGGAACCAACUUUGUUAUCAUUUUUGCUGGGGCAUUGUUAGAACAAGCCGAACACUUAUUGAAAAUGGGAUUAACUCCAGUUGAAGUGUGUGAAGGUUUCCAACUAGCUCUUGAAAAGACUCUUGAGUUACUGCCUACCUUGACUUGUCAUGAAAUUAAAGACAUCAAGAAUAACGCUGAACAAUUAGUAAUAACACAAGCUGUAAAAUCAUCCAUUAUGAGCAAGCAAUAUGGCCAGGAACAGUUUGUCACAGAUCUUGUGUUAAAAGCUUGCACUUCUAUUCUUCCAGAGAAGACAACAUUCAAUGUUGACAAUGUUAGAGUGUGCAAAAUUUUGGGAUCAAAUUUAUACAAUUCUACUGUUGUUAACGGUAUGGUAUUCAAACGUACAAAUGAAGGUGAUAUUACUAAACAGACUGAUGCUAAGAUUGCUGUGUAUACAUGUCCCAUUGACAUUACCACAACUGAAACAAAAGGAACAGUUUUAAUCAAAUCUGCAGAAGAAUUGCAAAACUUCAGCCGUGGUGAAGAAAUGGUGCUCGAAGAACAAAUUAAAGCAAUUGCUGAUGCAGGUGUCACUGUGAUUGUUGCUGGUGGUAAAUUUGGUGACAUGGCCUUACAUUAUUUAAACAAGUACAAAAUUAUGGGUGUUCGAUUAAUGAGCAAAUUUGACUUGAGACGAUUGUGUAAAUCCAUUUCAGCUACUGCUUUACCUAGACUUACCCCUCCAAACAAAGAAGAACUUGGUUAUGCUGACUGUGUAUAUGUAGAUGAACUUGGAGACACUUCAUUAGUAGUAUUCCGUUUGGAUGGUAAAGACUCUCGCAUGUCAACAAUUGUAGUACGUGGUGCCACUGAUAACUACAUGGAUGAUAUAGAAAGAGCAAUUGAUGAUGGUGUAAAUACAUUCAAAGGCAUUUCCAGAGAUGGAAAAUUAUUACCUGGUGCUGGAGCCAUAGAAAUGGAACUUGCCUACCAAGUAGGCUUAUAUGCCGACACACUGCCCGGAUUAGAACAAUAUGGUGCCAAAAGGUUUGCAGUUGCUCUUGAAGGUUUCGUUAAAAUUUUAGCAGACAAUACUGGUGUGAAAUCUAAUGAAACUCUUGCUGAACUUUAUUCCCAACAUAGCAAGGGAAAUAAAAAUGCUGGUUUUAACAUUGAACCUAAAGGAUCGUCAUUAAUAGAUGUCACCAAAUCUGGUAUUGUUGAUUCUUACUUAUCCAAGUUUUGGGGCUUGCAGUAUGCCACACAAGCUGCAUGCACAAUACUGAAAGUUGAUCAGAUCAUAAUGGCCAAACGAGCUGGCGGUCCAAAAGCACCUGGUGGACGUGCACCUGAUAAUGAUGAUGACGCGUAA